AUGCCCGUGAGGAGCAUCUCCACGGCGCUGCGUGUCGUGGGGACCAGCCUCUUCGCCGCCGCCGUGCUGGGCGGCAUCCUGGCGGCCUACGUGACCGGCUACCAGUUCAUCCACACCGAGCGGCACCACCUCUCCUUCGGCCUCUACGGCGCCAUCCUGGGGCUGCACCUGCUCAUCCAGAGCCUCUUCGCCUUCCUGGAGCACCGGCGCAUGCGCCGGGCUGGCCGCCCGCUGAAGCUGCCCCGCUCCGUGGCCCUCUGCAUCGCCGCCUACCAGGAGGACCCGGACUACCUGCGCAAGUGCUUGCGCUCCGCCCAGCGCAUCUCCUUCCCCAACCUCAAGGUCGUGAUGGUGGUGGAUGGCAACGGCGCGGACGACGCCUACAUGCUGGACAUCUUCCAGGAGGUGCUGGGCUCGGACCGCACCGGCUGCUACGUCUGGGAGAGCAACUUCCACGCCCGGGGCCAGGGGGAGACGGAGGACGGGCGCCGCCGCGCGAUGCGCCGCGUCCAGAGCCUCGUCCGGCGCAACACCUACUCGUGCAUCAUGCAGAAGUGGGGAGGCAAGCGGGAGGUGAUGUACACGGCCUUCCGGGCCCUCGGCGACUCCGUGGAUUACGUGCAGGUGUGUGAUUCGGACACAGUGCUGGAUCCAGCCUGCACGGUGGAGAUGCUGCGCCUCCUGGAGGAAGACCCCCGCGUCGGUGGGGUUGGCGGAGAUGUGCAGAUCCUGAACAAGUACGACUCGUGGAUCUCCUUCCUGAGCAGCGUGCGCUACUGGGUGGCCUUCAACGUGGAGCGGGCCUGCCAGUCCUACUUCGGCUGCGUGCAGUGCAUCAGCGGCCCGCUGGGCAUGUACCGCAACGCACUGCUGCAGCAGUUCCUGGAGGACUGGUACCACCAGACCUUCCUGGGUAGCAGGUGCAGCUUCGGGGACGACCGGCACCUCACCAACCGCGUCCUCAGCCUGGGCUACCGCACCCGGUACACGGCGCGCUCCAAGUGCCUGACGGAGACGCCCACCCGCUACCUGCGCUGGCUGAACCAGCAGACGCGCUGGAGCAAGUCCUACUUCCGCGAGUGGCUCUACAGCGCCCUCUGGUUCCACAAGCACCACCUCUGGAUGACCUACGAGUCCGUGGUGACGGGCUUCUUCCCCUUCUUCCUCAUCGCCACCGUCAUCCAGCUCUUCUACCGCGGCCGCGUGUGGAACAUCCUGCUCUUCCUGCUGACGGUGCAGCUGGUGGGCAUCAUCAAGGCCGCCUACGCCUGCUUCCUGCGGGGCAACGCCGAGAUGAUCUUCAUGUCGCUCUACUCCCUGCUCUACAUGUCCAGCCUGCUGCCGGCCAAGAUGUUCGCCAUCGCCACCAUCACCAAGUCCGGCUGGGGCACCUCGGGCCGCAAGACCCUCGUGGUCAACUUCAUCGGCCUGGUCCCCGUCUCCAUCUGGGUGGCCGUGCUCCUGGGCGGGCUGGCCUACACCGCCUACUGCCAGGAUCUCUUCACGGACACGGAGCUGGUCUUCCUCGUCUCGGGGGCCAUCCUGUACGCCUGCUACUGGGUGGCGCUGCUCACCCUCUACCUGGCGAUCGUGGCCCGGCGCUGCAGCAAGCCGCCCGAGCAGUACGGCCUGGCCUUCGCCGAGGUGUGA
Messenger RNA from Varanus komodoensis (Komodo dragon), 1650 nucleotides. RefSeq names its product hyaluronan synthase 3 (gene HAS3). The transcript is spliced from 3 exons. Gene Ontology annotation, biological process: hyaluronan biosynthetic process; extracellular matrix assembly. The record is from RefSeq and is a predicted model, not a curated record. The coding region runs from base 1 to 1650 and encodes 549 amino acids. Gene Ontology annotation, molecular function: hyaluronan synthase activity. NCBI's taxonomy places the organism in Eukaryota, Metazoa, Chordata, Lepidosauria, Squamata, Varanidae.